GAGAAAGACACAAUAUAAAACGGACAAGGGCUUAGGGAGAAGGACAGCUUCGCCAAACACAACAUCUCUUCACAUCAGAGGCAGAAAAAAAUAAGGACCUAUUAUCGCAUCACCAUCGGGACCGGAACAGAGAUUUCGUUCAGCCUUAAUAGAAAUCAUAAGACCAUCGCUUAAGAGGCUAUUCGAGAAUGAUCUUUGCGGAAGAAUAGUGGGUGCUGAGUCGAGUCGCGCGCGGUGACAUUGAUUAUAUAAACAAAACGAGAAAAGCACGAUGAUCACUGUUUUAAACGGCUGCGUCGGAAUCAAAUUAAAUAAAUUGCAGCCUAAAUGUACAAUUAACAACAAUGCAGUUUGAGACUUGAGCUUGCUAUAUUUGCUAAAGGCCGGCCUUCCUCUCCCGGGCCCUGACCAACAGUCAGCCAGACAGACCAGUCCCAGGGGUUCCUCAGGUUUCUAUGACCCCAGCUCUCGAUGGCCUGCAUCACAGAGACCCGCGCCCCGUCCCCUUCCCUCUCUGGGUUCAACACCCCUCUCUCAGAGCACAACCCUCCUUUCCGGGGCCGUCUUGAAGAUACCCCUGCCUGCACCCCUGAGAUGGACUUGACCCCAACCCAGUGUGUCCUCCGGAAUGUACUAUCCAUGGACACCGGGGGGGCUCUGGAGCCUGGGGGUGGGGGGGGUGGCGGCCAUAACGGAGGACACACCUGUGGUGGCCAUAGCCCCACGCCCAGCGAGGAGCAGCAGGAGCACUUUGCCAACAGUGUGUUGAAGCUACACGAAAAUGGGGAAGGAGGGGAGAGGACAGAGGGAGAGGGCCAGGACGCAGAGGGAGGGGCAGUCCGGAACCAGGGGGAUGAUGUGAGACUGCUGUCGGGAGGCAGCGGAGGCUUUCUGGAGGGACUGUUUGGGUGUCUCAAGCCGGUCUGGACCAUGAUUGGCAAGGCUUACUCCACCGAACACAAGCACAACUUGGAAGAGUUGUGGGAGGUACCGUUUGAGGACAUCUCAGAGCUGCAGUGGGUUGGCAGUGGUGCCCAGGGGGCAGUCUUCCUGGGGAAGCUCCAUGGACAGGAAGUAGCCGUGAAGAAGGUCCGGGACAUAAAGGAGACGGACAUCAGACAUCUGAGGAAGCUCAAACACCCCAAUAUUAUCACCUUCAAGGGUAUCUGCACCCAGGCUCCGUGCUACUGUAUCCUGAUGGAGUACUGCGCCCAGGGCCAGCUGUAUGAGGUGCUGAGGGCGGGCAGGAAGAUCACCCCCUCCCUUCUAAUUGACUGGGCCAUGGGCAUCGCUGGGGGCAUGAACUACCUCCACCUCCACAAGAUCAUCCACAGGGACCUUAAGUCACCCAACAUGUUGAUCACGUACGAUGAUGCGGUCAAGAUCUCAGACUUCGGCACAUCAAAAGAGAUGAGUGAUAAGAGCACCAAGAUGUCAUUCGCCGGCACUGUGGCCUGGAUGGCCCCAGAAGUCAUCAGGAAUGAACCUGUCUCAGAGAAAGUGGACAUCUGGUCGUUUGGUGUGGUGCUGUGGGAGAUGCUAACCGGAGAAGUGCCAUAUAAAGAUGUGGACUCCUCAGCCAUCAUCUGGGGAGUCGGCAAUAACAGCCUGAACCUUCCCGUCCCAGAGAGUUGCCCAGACGGAUUCAAAAUCCUGCUGCGACAGUGCUGGAGCUGUAAGCCCAGAAAUCGCCCUUCGUUCCGCCAGAUCCUCCUACAUCUGGACAUCGCCUCAGCUGACCUGCUGUCUACCCCACAGGAGACUUACUUCAAGUCUCAGGCGGAGUGGCGAGAAGAGGUGAAGCAGCACUUUGAGAAAAUCAAGUCCGAGGGGACGUGCAUACACCGGCUGGACGAGGAGAUGAUCAUACGACGCAAAGAGGAGCUCAGACAUGCCCUGGACAUCAGGGAGCACUAUGAGAGGAAGCUGGAGAGAGCCAACAACCUGUACAUGGAGCUGAAUGCUGUCAUGUUGCAGCUGGAGCUGAAGGAGAAAGAGCUACUCAAGAGGGAGCAGUCUUUGGAUAAAAAGUACCCAGGAUGCAUCAAACACCACAGCUCCAGACAAGAGCGCUCAUCCAACUCAAUGGAGAAACUCAUCAAGAAACGCAACGUACCUCAGAAACUGCCCUCUCACAGCAAAAGUAGGCCAGACCUUCUAAAGUCUGAGGUGAUCCUACCGAAGCUGGACUCCUCUAUGACCCAGGUGACCAUACCCUCCUGCCCCCAGAAGGGCUCCACGUCCCCGGGAAGGUCGCGUCGGGCUAAGCCCCGCUACAGGAAGGCCGGGAAGGGCAGCAGUGGAGACUUGGCUGGGCUGAAGGCAGCCCUGUCCUCCACACUGGGCUUGACUAAUGCCAUGCCACUGGCCACCACCACCACUCCCUGCAGCAAGCAGCACUUAGACCCCAGCGCGGCCCUGAGAGGCCUUCAGCACGACCUGCUACUGAAGAAGAUGUCCUCCUCCAGCCCUGACCUCAUCUCCACCACCCUGGAGGCAGAGGGCCGUCGCAGGGGACAGGAGAGACCUGGCCUGGAGAGAGCAGGGAGCCAGAGCGCCUCCGCUGGCCUGGGAGGAGGAGUAGGAGCCGGGAAAGGAGGCGGAGGAGUGGGGACGGCAGAUGGAGGAGUAGGGACGGAUGACCAGACGGAGACCCCACCUCGUAGUGACACCCCCAGCGAGGAUGCAGCCUCCAUCCCAUUCUCCAGCAGCCCUGACUCCCCCUGCGGGAGGGGCGCGUCAGCAGGGAGGGGGUCAGGGCUUGGAGGCCCAGGGCUUGGAGGCCCAGGGAGAAUACCCCAGGAUGGGGAGGAUAAGGAGGAGGGAACAGGGAUUGUCAGGUCACCCCGAAGCCAACACCUGACGCCUGCAGCCCUGCUUUACCGGAAACAGGUCACACGCAAACAAAGACGCGGCGUAUCCUCGGAAGAGGAGGAGGGAGAGGUAGACAGCGAGGUAGACCUGCCACGGAGACGGCGGCCAGUGAGCAUCACCAAGUGCCAGUCCUUGUCCACCUUCAGCUCAGAGAACCUGUCUGCAGUGUCCGUGUCGGAUGGAGAGGAGGGGAACACCAGCGACCACUCCCACAGCGGCACGCCGGAUGUUGUCAGCACCAACACGGAUGAGCGGCUGGACGACAAGAGCGAUGACCUCCUUUCCCAGGGCUCAGAGAUUCCCGCCGAUCCCUCCCUUGACCCCGCCGACGGCCUGUCUGAGAAGGAGGCGGCCAUCCGUCAGGUCAAGACCCAGCUCCACACGGAGCAGACAUAUGAGGUCCUCUAUGACGACUCUGACUGUGACAGUACGGAGCUGGACCACUCAGGCUGCACAGAACUCCAACCCCAGAGGCCCCCCAGCACCAACUGGUGAAAAGGGACAGGCCCCAGCGGGCGCGGACUGAGACCCCCCCAGACCUCAGCACCAAGCAUCUCGGGCAGGACUAUGUGCAGCCAAACCUCACAUCCCAGCCAUAGUUUUGACUGGCUGAUGUCACCUCACGUACAGGGAAGUCUGCAAGGCCACAAUGCUGAUGUAAUGCUACAUGUCAAAGGGUCCUCCACUACUCCCUCCAUUGGUAAUCACUUUGUGGUUUGAGGUUUUGUCAAGAAAUGUGACAUAGUGAAUCUUUUUUGUCUAAGUUAUGUGUCAUCAUCAAGCCCUCAUUAAGAUGUUAACGUUUAUAGAGUUGUAUUUUUUUAAGUUUACUUGAUUUAUAAGGUGUAAUUCAUGUCAGAUAUCUUUUGUUUCCUCACAAGCACUAUGCACUGAGUGUAAUUGAAAUUAAUUUAGUGUUAGAGAGAAAAUUCAAUGUUUACAUUCUUUUUAAAUUGUUUACAUUUUCACAUAUUUAUUAUUUUAUUGCAUCAGGGAUUUUGUUGGCCGCAUUUUUAUACAAUGUUAUUUAUUUUUUAGCUAACAGUAACUGUAUGUAAAUAUCUGACCUCACACUUGUAUAGAGUUCAAAUGUGAGACUAAGACUGACUCGUUUGACACCACUACAUGACGCUAUUAUUUUGAACCAGACAGUACAUAACAGGUGCUUUCAGCGGGGCACAACAUUGAUAGCUCAGACAGAAAUGUUAUGUAGAAUAAACGUGCCUUUCUUAGAAUAAAGGAUUCAUGUCAGCUCUAUGAAUAACAUUUCUAUCUGAAAUAUUCACUGUUUGCCCUGAACAUAGAUAUCUGCUAUAGGUCCGAGACCAGACCCAGUUCCUGACAAUGGUGAUGGGGCAUUACUUAUCAUAGAAAUUAAAUUAAAUAAUUUCUAUGGCAUUAGAUAGAUGUUGAAGAGAGGAGAACAAAAAUAGUUUAAGAACAAGCAAUAGAUCUACCAACACUGAAUCAUUCCCCUGGCUCCACCAUGGAGUACACUAAUCAUACAGCCCUUUUCUUUCAGGGUCUGACAGGAGUUGUUUUUGUAGAUUCACUUUUUUUUUAAAUUAUAUUUGGUAUUGCAGUGUUUAUACUGUAUAAAAAUGCAGCACCACUUACUAGUACUUUUGAGGAGAAAACCUCAGGUCAAAUCUCAAGUGGCAGUCCCAUACCCAUAUAUAUGACACUACUUCAUAAGGAACAGAAUGUCAUUGGAGGUGAAGUGUCGGUCACUGACCGCUAGACCAGUUUCGCUAAAGCAUGCUUGUAAUAUAGGAUGUAUGGGUUGUAUUGUAUUUUUGUCCAAAUGCGGAUGUUAGUCAGAGCAUGAGGCUCAGAUCACAGGGCUGAGUAACCCAUAGAAAUCUAAUCUAUAGAACCAAGGAGUGCCAGUGCUAUGGCUCACCACUCACACUACCAGAGCCAUUUACAUACUGGCACUAACCAUCCAUUUCUGUGGAAAUUGUCAAACACAACAUCCACACAAGAAUUUCCUCCUAAUCCAACUGGUUUUCUGGGCCAAACAAAAAGGCUGCGUCACUGUUCCUCACCUAAAUGCCAAUGGAUUGAAAAGGACUUGUGAAGAAAUAUGGUGGAACCACAAUUACAAAUCCAAUGAUUUUUCCAAGUCCAUGUGGGCAUGUGCAAACUGGUUCAGAAUUGGGACAUGAGCCAGGACUGUUUCAAACGCCCUACUUCUAUCCUCUCCUGUGUACAGCACUGACAUGAUUCUGUUGGGACUAAUCGAUAAAAUGACUCAGUAGGUUCCAUUUGAUAAGCUAUAAAAAAGGCAGCUCCUGUGUUCUUAAGGUUUUAUAGAUCAUUAAGUUGGAUUUUGAACCCUAUAAAGAAUAGUUGCUGCAUGUGCAACAGCUAAUUGGGAUGCAUAUAAACAAAUAGUGUUUAUUUUCUGUAAUACAUCAAUUUGUAACUGUGUUAAAAAAGCUACAUCUAUUCUCUCCCCUUGUCAAGCAUUAACUAUAAGACAAAUAGGUGUUAUACUGGACAUCAUCCAGAAAAAUGCAGAUGUCAUUUUGUUGCCAAUUCAGCAAAAGACCACUGCCCUCUAGUGACUAGCAAACAAAAAUAGGUUAUUCUAGUACAUUUUUAAUUACCAUGGUGCCAGAACUGUCUUAACAACUCUAUGAUCAAUGUCACAUUAAUGUUUGUGCAGAACAAAACUUUUAGAGAUCUGGAGCCAAGCUGGUAUCCAAUAUGCUGAAUUAAGACUCCCAAUUCUGUAGAAAAUAUACUUUGGUUUUUAUAUUGCAUUAUGUAUUGUAUCUGUGUACAAUAAAUAUAUUUAAGAAACAAACUAAGACAAAUAAA
Molecule: messenger RNA, 5700 nt
Organism: Esox lucius (northern pike)
Lineage: Eukaryota; Metazoa; Chordata; Actinopteri; Esociformes; Esocidae
Product: mitogen-activated protein kinase kinase kinase 12
Exons: 16
Coding region: 472-3369 (965 amino acids)
Biological process (GO): JNK cascade; protein autophosphorylation
Molecular function (GO): JUN kinase kinase kinase activity; ATP binding
Source: RefSeq, a predicted model, not a curated record